GGCGGGAAACACAUGGCGUCCAGACCUUCGCUAUAGGGAAUCGACACAAGACUAACGCAGCAAACAUGCCUGUGGGAGGGAGAGUGGCAGGGAAGAGUGGAGUGGUCGGUCGUGUUGGUGAAGGGCAUGGGGUCGCCCGCAUCAAUGAAGACAUCAUCUGGAUGACAAUCUGCGUGGGCAUCAUCAUCCUAGUGCUUAUCAGCCUGGCGCUGUGCUACAUCCUGCACGAGAAGUGCAAGAAGAGGAAGGGGUCCUGGGAGAGAGCGUGACGGCGGCUCCCCCUCUGUUCUUCUGCCAGGGAGUACUACAUAGACGUCUGAGUCAGGAGCAGGAGACAAUCUGGUGCCAACACAAACAAGGGGAGAUUUGUCCCUCUCUAGUGUGACAAAACACAAAGAAAUCUUGAGCAACAAUCUUAAUGUUAUAGUUCACUUCCCGAAGUAGUUCUUUUCUACUUUUCCCAUUAUUGGCAGAUUGUGUUAUAUGUUCAGCUUCACAUUAUUCACCAGUUCUUCAUCUGAGGUGUAUAUCUGUGUAGUUCACUUGUCGUUAUAUUCUCAAGUUGUUGUGUUCCUAGCAUUUGCUGUGUUACUCAAAGAACCCAUUUGUAAUACUGAAGAAUCAGCAAAGUUUCCAUUAUGCAUUUUAAGUAAUAUUUUUAAUUGCCGUAUGAAACGUGUUGUAACAACGUUUAUAAAACUUGAUUGUGUACACGGACCUAUAUAUUUUUGUUUCCUCAGAAGAAAAUCUAACUAAGGAAAAUUACUAUUGAACUGUCAGAAAGAAUAUGUCUACUCGUUGCUAUCAACUGUCGCACAGUUAGAUUAGAUGUAGUGUAAUAUGUUUUACACUUAGAAGAUAUUUCUAGAAUAUAGAAUUAGUAAGAAUAGCCUUCUAGCUAAUCUUUAAUUAAAUAAAUGGGUAGAUGGGAUUGGCGCCUAAGGAAAUUCGUUGUGCAAUCGAUGGACCGUCCUCACUAAGCGAGUAAACUUUUAUAAAAGUAAAUUAUUUUUCUACAAAUCAAGUUUCUAACAUAAAUACUAGUCUAUAUAUAUAAACGCUUAAAGUAUUUACUUACUUCAAACGCAAUACUUAAUUAAAUGAAACUAUUUAUAAGUUUAUAUUUAAGUAUUUUAAUUAUAAUAAUGUUGUUUAGAAUUUUUAGUGUUUGCUUAAAUAGGCAAUACAACUGAACUGUAAAUUCAGCUAUGAAAUUGAAAUUUGGUUCCAUUAUUCUUCAAGAAAAAAGUCGUUGCUUUUUCCAUGAAUUAUGUUUUACUUAUAUUUUUUUUAAAUAUAUUAAAGAAGCUAAUAUUUUGCUCUUACUUAAUCAUACAAGCAAUUAUCGUUUUUUAAUGUACCUGUCAAUCUGCAUUUACAUAAUAAACUAAAAAAUUAUACAAUAUACAACGUAUAUGUCAGACAUACAAUUUGACAUUAAAAUGUAACGUAAAUAUUAUUAUUUUUUACACGAAUUAAAACGACGUUGAAAAUAAAAUAUCGUAUUUGCAUUGUUAGUGAUAUAGCAAUAAUGGAUUAGCUAAAUGUUAACACUUUCACACCCACGUGAAUAUUCACAUUAAUCAUAUUUACGCUAGAUAAAAACAUUGACCCUGGAACUGUAAGUGUUGUAUAGCACUACUCGACUACGAGCAUAAAUAUUAAUAAUUUAUUUAGUUAAUAUAUUCACUAAAUUUUAAAAUUGAACGUGUUACGAGGAAAAUAUAACACACUGAACGAUAAACCGAUAUUUAUGCGUUAAGUUAUUAAAGAUAUAUAAUUGAAUGUUAUUUAUGAAUUAUAUAAAGUUUAAUAAUGUUAUUUCAGCCGAGGAAACUUACGCAAUUGAAAUAUUUACUGGGUACGAAAUUUAUUGGAUAGGACAAAGAAAUGUUAUAUUAAAAUAAGUCAAAUAAAGCUAAGCACAACUGUGAUUGCAAUCAUAACUUGUUCCUUACGUCAAUAUUGAAUGAAGAUUUGAUACUGUAACCUGUAAUGUAUAUUUCAUGU
Molecule: messenger RNA, 2010 nt
Organism: Homalodisca vitripennis (glassy-winged sharpshooter)
Lineage: Eukaryota; Metazoa; Arthropoda; Insecta; Hemiptera; Cicadellidae
Exons: 3
Coding region: 66-269 (67 amino acids)
Source: RefSeq, a predicted model, not a curated record